Messenger RNA from Penicillium concentricum, 513 nucleotides. RefSeq lists its product as uncharacterized. The transcript has 2 exons. NCBI's taxonomy places the organism in Eukaryota, Fungi, Ascomycota, Eurotiomycetes, Eurotiales, Aspergillaceae. The coding region runs from base 1 to 513 and encodes 170 amino acids. The record is from RefSeq and is a predicted model, not a curated record.
AUGCGCUUCCGCAAUGCUACCAUUUCGUCGUUUCAACCGAGCACGGGGCAUGGCUAUCGGAAAAUGCGUUGCUACGGCCCACCAAUGAUUAUAGCAGACUCUUCCCAACACCGCUCCAUCUCCUCUGUCCAGAUGAUAUACGAGCCUUCCCAGGUGUGGAGACACCAUGUGAUCCCUUUGGUCCUAGCCAAGUUCUCAGUCAGCCUUGUGGAUCCUAGCAUGUUUGCUACCAUCCCACGCAUCAUAUCUAGCAUGCAAGAAGGAUCUCCAAUUUAUGCGACAUGUGAUGCCAUUGCAUGUGCGUAUUUAGCUAGUACGACGGGGUCAACAGAUGCAAUUGCCAACAGAACCCGGUCGUAUGGGGUAGCACUUAGGACUGUCAAUGCAGCUCUAGAUGAUCCUGUUCAAUGCAAGAAUGACAACACAUUGUUAGCAGUUUGGAUGUUUGUGGUGUAUGAGCUAUUGCAGGGUCAGACGACGGAGACCGCCACUGCCGGGGCAUGGCCUCUUUGA